Molecule: messenger RNA, 3609 nt
Organism: Topomyia yanbarensis
Lineage: Eukaryota; Metazoa; Arthropoda; Insecta; Diptera; Culicidae
Exons: 2
Coding region: 1-3609 (1202 amino acids)
Molecular function (GO): zinc ion binding; nucleic acid binding
Source: RefSeq, a predicted model, not a curated record
AUGGCACAGCGGUUGGAGAAAGCGAUUGAUCGCCGAGAUCUGGCCAAAGACAAGUUGUUACGGAUCAGUGAAGGUAUGAAGCAACCGGAUAAAAAUAUUCAUUGGUUGAACCUGCAGCUGGAGAAUCUUCGACGCUGUUACGACGAAUUGGAAAAAUCGUAUUUGGAGAUCUGCGAUGUAGUUCCCCGAGAUCAGCGAGAGGAUUUUAAGCGCACCAACAUCCAGACUGAGGAGAUGUAUGAUUUGCUGUACGUGAGGAUCCAGUCGGAGAUCGCCGAAUGGAAUACAAAGGAGGAACGGGGCAAAUUGAAUGCACUGGCACCCGUUUUCAAUCCACCUGCGCAGCCAGCAGGCGUGAACAACUCGACACCUCAUCUGCAUGUUCCAUUGCCAACCUUCGAUGGCAGUUUGGAAAACUGGUACUCUUUCAAGUGCAUGUUCCAGACCAUCAUGGACAGGUACCCGAACGAGUCUCCGGCUAUCAAGUUGUACCAUUUGAAGAACGCCUUAGUUGGAAGUGCUGCUGCCUGGAAGAUGCUACAGGAUGCGUACGAAGACGAACGACUUAUAAUCGAUACGCAUAUCGAUGCUUUGCUGAACCUGCCAAAGAUGACGACUGAAAACGGUAAUGAAUUACGCACCCUAAUCGACAGCUGUAGUAAGCAUGUCGAUGCUCUCAAGAACCGUGAAUUACUUGUGGAAGGAUUGUCUGAGAUGAUCCUAGUUAACGUGAUCGCCAAACGACUAGACAAAGAUACACGAAAGAUAUGGGAAUCGCAGCUAUCCCAGGAAGAGCUGCCAUCGUACACCGAGAUGAUCGAUUACUUACGCGAACGAGUUCGAAUUUUACAGAAGAUGACUAGCUAUACAGAACAACGAACCUUGAGCACUACGAAGCAAAGAAACAAACCAGAACAAAAAAUCCAGCAAGCGAGAAAUUUUGUUCAGACCAAGGAAUUAUGUUACUGCUGUAAUGGUGACCAUCUUAUCUACAAGUGUGACCAAUUCAAACAACUUAACGUCGGAAACCAAUAUACGAAGGUUAAGCAGGCAGGACUAUGCUUCAAUUGUUUACGUCGUGGUCAUCGUACAGUUGAUUGCAAUUCCGACAAGUCGUGUAAGAGUUGCAAGCGUAAGCACCACACCCUCCUCCACGACGAUAAGCCCAGUACGGCUAAACCGUCCGAUAGCGCACCUAACGAGCCAUCUGCGAAACCAGAGGAAAAUCAAGAAGUCGCUGUGCCAACUGGAUCAGUGAACUGUGCGACGUCGCUGAUGCUGAAACAACAAGUACUACUUUCGACAGCAGAAGUGCUUGUUAGCGGAUUUGGAAACGCCAGUUAUACGUGUCGUGCUUUGUUAGACUCGGGGUCUGACACAAAUCUAAUUUCCGAGGCGUUUGCUAAACUGUUAAACCUAACCAUGGAACGCAUAAACUUACCCAUCAGUGGACUCAAUAAUACUGAAACCCGCGUUAAAAACAACCUUCGCACUAAGAUUAGCUCACGCAUUAAUUCUUUCAAUGCCUUUCUAGAUUUUCUGGUGGUUCCAACAAUUACCACCAACCUACCGACGAUGCAAGUGGACAUCCGUCCUUGGUUAAUUCCCGUUGGUGUAGCGUUGGCUGAUCCAUCAUUUCAUGUUCCCAAUCAAAUCCAAAUGAUCAUCGGGGCAGAACUUUUCUUUGGUCUCAUAAAAAACGGUCGUAUGAAGCUUGCAGAUGGAAGUCCUAUGUUGGUUGAGACCGACCUUGGUUGGAUCGUCAGUGGUCCCGUCAAGGAACAUUCAUCUAGUCCACAAGGAGGUAUUUGCCAGCUGAACCUACGUGAAGAGCAUAUAAAUCGUAUUCUAGUGAAGUUCUGGGAAUUGGAAACAGUCCAGGACGCAUCGCCACUGACACCAAAGGAGCAAGCCAUUGAGAAGCAUUUCGUAGAAACACAUUCUCGCGACGAUAGCGGUCGGUACACUGUCAGAUUGCCAUUCAAUGAAAACAAAGGUCUACUUGGCGAUUCCUUGGAAACCGCUCGAAGUCGAUUCAAUCGACUACUACGAUCAUUUACAAAUAAAAUGAAGCAGACUCGCUAUACCGAAUUUAUGACUGAAUACCAAGCCCUAGGCCACAUGGUCGAAGUCUUCGACAAACCCGACGACUGCUAUUUCCUACCUCACCACGCUGUAUACAAAGAAUCGAGCACAACUACAAAAAUCCGCGUAGUUUUUGAUGCUUCGGCGAAGACCACAUCUGGUCUCUCGUUGAACGACGCUCUAGGUGUGGGACCAACAGUGCAACGAGACCUGAUCACGAUUCUCUUACGUUUCUGUUGCUUCCCGGUCGUAUUAACUGCAGACAUCCCGAAGAUGUACCGUCAGGUGCUAAUCCACAAGGACGACCGUAAGUAUCAAAGGAUCCUUUGGCUUAAUUCAAUGAACGAGGUAGGAACGUUCGAGCUCACAACUGUUACAUAUGGUUGUGCCAGCGCCCCCUACCUGGCUACACGCUCGUUGAUACAAUUGGCAAAAGACGAAGCAUCCGCACUGCCUGUUGGAGCGAAGGUGGUCGAAGAGAACAGUUACAUCGAUGAUUUUCUCACCGGAGGAAACACGGACGAAGAAGUGAUAGAAAUAUACAGACAGUUAUCCGAGCUGCUGCGACGUGGUGGAUUUGGAGUUCACAAGUUCUGCUCCAACAGCGAGAUUGUUCGAAACAGUAUUCCAAACGAGUUGCAGGAAACGCAAGCCAAUUUCGAAGAUGCUGAUAUUAAUAAUGCGAUCAAAACACUAGGUCUAAUCUGGAAUCAGCACGAGGAUUAUUUUUGUUUCAACGUAAGUCCUCUUGACGGAAAGAUGCCGACCAAAACAAGCGUCCUGUCUGCUAUUGGUCUCCUUUUCGAUCCGUGCGGUUAUCUGGGUCCAGUCAUCACGACAGCAAAAAUGCUGAUGCAGGAUUUGUGGCGGCUGAAAUUGAAAUGGGAUGAUGUUUUACCUGAUGAGCAAAUGAAAAUGUGGAUCAACUUCCGUACACAGCUCCCAUUGGUUAACAAAUUGCAAAAAAAAAGAUGCGUUGUCACGAGCGACGUAAAUGAAGUGGAGCUUCACGGAUUUGCUGAUGCGUCACUGCGCGCAUACGGGGCAGUCUUGUACACAAGGUGCAUCUCCCCUGAUGGAACGAUUAGUGUAGAGCUGAUAUGCAGCAAAUCUCGUGUUGCUCCUCUUAAGCCGAUGACGAUUCCACGCCUGGAAUUGUGUGGAGCCUUGCUGUUAGCUCGACUAGUAAAUAAAACGAUUGCAGCAAUGAGAAUCCAGUUCAAAAGUGUGACACUUCAUCUCGACUCGCAGGUAGUGCUGUGCUGGUUGGAAAAAUCACCGCUUGCUUUGAAUCAAUUCGUUUCAAAUCGUGUUGCUGAAAUACUCGAGCUGACUCAGACAUAUCAUUGGCAGUAUGUACGAUCUGAGAACAACCCAGCCGACGUGAUUUCGCGAGGUUUGCUUCCAGCAGAACUUUUAACAAUGGAUAAAUGGUGGAAGGCGUCCCCGCUUCUGUGGGAUCAAACCCCUAGCUUUAAUGAAGGCAGAAUGAAAUUGAAUGACAACGAGUUACCAGAACUCUAG